This is a messenger RNA of Caenorhabditis elegans, 1806 nucleotides long. RefSeq names its product T-box protein 2 (gene tbx-2). Gene Ontology annotation, cellular component: nucleus. Lineage: Eukaryota; Metazoa; Nematoda; Chromadorea; Rhabditida; Rhabditidae. Gene Ontology annotation, molecular function: RNA polymerase II cis-regulatory region sequence-specific DNA binding; DNA-binding transcription factor activity. The record is from RefSeq and is marked reviewed. Gene Ontology annotation, biological process: positive regulation of DNA-templated transcription; regulation of DNA-templated transcription; negative regulation of DNA-templated transcription.
GCCAGGCUAUAUACCCCUCAACGUCGUUGUGGGUGAAAACCACGUUUUUGGAGAUUUUUCAAUUUAUCCCCGGAACAGUUUAAGCCGACGGUUUUUGUGUAAAGAAAAGAUCAUCAUAAAAUGGCAUUCAAUCCAUUUGCACUUGGACGUCCUGAUCUUUUGUUACCAUUUAUGGGAGCAGGAGUUGGUGGUCCUGGAGCCGGUGGUCCACCACCAAAUUUGUUUUUUUCAAUGCUUCAAGCUGGGUUUCCACCAGGACCUGUUGGAUCACCACCUGAAGAUGAUGGGGUAACUGAUGAUCCGAAAGUUGAGCUUGAUGAACGAGAAUUAUGGCAACAGUUUUCACAAUGUGGAACUGAAAUGGUCAUUACUAAAAGUGGAAGACGGAUAUUCCCAGCAUAUCGAGUGAAAAUCAGUGGUCUCGACAAGAAAAGUCAAUAUUUCGUGAUGAUGGAUCUUGUUCCGGCUGAUGAACACCGUUACAAGUUCAAUAAUAGUCGAUGGAUGAUUGCUGGAAAAGCCGAUCCCGAAAUGCCAAAAACUUUGUAUAUUCAUCCGGAUUCUCCGUCAACUGGCGAGCAUUGGAUGUCAAAAGGCGCCAACUUUCACAAACUCAAACUCACAAAUAAUAUAUCGGAUAAGCAUGGAUAUACAAUUCUCAACUCUAUGCACAAGUAUCAGCCACGUCUUCACGUAGUUCGGUGCGCGGAUCGACACAAUUUGAUGUACAGUACCUUCCGAACUUUUGUGUUCCGUGAGACCGAAUUCAUCGCUGUUACGGCUUAUCAAAACGAGAAGGUGACGGAGCUGAAAAUCGAAAACAAUCCGUUUGCCAAAGGAUUUCGGGAUGCUGGAGCCGGGAAGCGUGAGAAAAAGCGACAACUUCACAGAAUGAAUGGAGAUGCAACUCAAAGUCCACCCGGAAAAACCGCUUCACUACCCACACAUUCACCACAUCCAUCAGAAUCCAAUUCAGAAGAUGAUGAGCCAACAUUGAAGAAAUGUAAACCCGAACCAUCACAAACUCCAACAACAUCAAGCCUUUCCACAUCAACAACUCCAACAUUAUCAGCUCAUCAUCCGUUACGAUCUCCCCAAUUCUGCAUUCCACCGCCAAUUGAUAUGAUGUAUCAGAAUAUGCCAAUGGAUUUACUUGCACAUUGGCAAAUGGCAACACUCUUCCCACAAUUCUCAAUGGCUCUUAAUUCACCUGCAGCUGCUGCUUCAUUACUCUCCAAACAUUUGGCAAAAGCUUCAUCGGAAUGUAAAGUCGAAGCAACUUCUGAAGAUUCUGAAGAAGCUGAAAAGCCUGAAGUGAAGAAAGAGCAAAAGUCAGUGACACCACCCAAAAAGGGAGGUUUUGAUGUUCUCGAUUUGUUGUCAAAGCCUUAAUUUGAUACUUUUCAUCUUAUUUUUCAAUUUUUUUUAAAGAACGAGCUUUUUAACGGUGUGAAAUUUAUCUAAAUGUAUCACCGAAUUUGUUACAGUUUCUGCCAUAACGAUCUUCUCUGAAAAUGACUCUCUUUUUUGUUCAAGUCUCCACUCUCUCUCUCUCUCUCUCUCUCUCUCUCUUUCCAAGCGGGCAUAAUAUUUUUGUUUCUUUACAAAAAAUCCCUCAAAAUAGUCAAUAGAAUUUCAACUUUUUCUGGUCCUCAACUAUUUAUAGCUUUUAGACAUUUAUUCAUCUUCAAAUUUUCCUUUUUCUCUCUCAAUCUUCUUAUUGUACAUUUUCGCGUCCCCAGUGAUUGUACGAUUUUCUUUUAUCUGUUUUGAGCCUAGUGACAUUAAUAAAUAAUCAAUACUUGU